CACGGGGACCCCCGUGCCAUGCGGGCUCUCAGCUUCGGCCUCGUGGCCCUGACCUGUGCCACGACGGUGCUGUGCGCGGCCGGAGCCCAGCGCCGGGCGCUGGAGGGGGUCGGCCGCCGGCGUUACCACCGGGUACAGCACGGCCACUGCAGCUACACCUUCGUGCUGCCCGAGGCCGACCCGCCGCCCUGCCCGUCCGCCCCCGGACCCGCCAACGCUUUGCUGCAACGGGACUCACCGGCCGGCACCGCGCACGCCGGCUACGGGGCCGCCGAGCGCCUGCGGCACCUCGAGAGGAUCCUGGAGAACAGCACCCAGUGGCUGCUGAAGCUGGAGAGCUACAUCCAGACGAGCAUGAAGCCGGAGAUGGCGCAGCUGCGGCAGACGGCGGUGCAGAACCAGACCGCCACCAUGCUGGAGAUCGGCAGCACCCUCCUCAACCAGAGUGCCGAGCAGAGCCGCAAGCUCACCGACGUGGAAGCCCAGGUGCUGAACCAGACGUCGCGCAUCGAGAUGCAGCUGCAGGAGAACUCCCUGUCCACCACCAAGCUGGAGAAGCAGCUGCUGCUGCAGACAAACGAGAUCCACAAGCUGCAGAACAGGAACAACAUCCUGGAGGUGCGGGUGCUCGAGAUGGAGACGAAGCACCAGGCAGAGCUGGCGGGGGCCCGCUCGGAGAAGGAGAAGCUGCAGCGCCUGGUGAGCCGGCAGAGCGGCACCAUCGAGGAGCUGGAGAAGUCGCUGCUGGCCGCCAGCGCCAACACCAGCCUGCUCCAGCGCCAGCAGGUCCAGCUCCUCGAGUCGGUGCAGAGCCUGGUGCGCCUCGUCUCCCAGGGCAGAGCCUCGCUGCCCGGGCAGGAGCAGCUCUUCCAGGACUGUGCCGAGGUGCGCCGGGCGGGCAUCCACGCCAGCGGCGUCUACACCCUCCACAUCGCCAACCUCAGUGAGCCCAAAAAGGCGUACUGCGACAUGGAGACGGACCGAGGGGGCUGGACCGUCAUCCAGCUUCGCACCAACGGCAGCCUCAGCUUCCAGAGGAACUGGAGGGAGUACAAGCAGGGCUUCGGGGACGCGGCGGGGGAGUACUGGCUGGGUAACGAGGCCGUGCACCUCCUGACGAGCCAGGAGCCCUACGCCCUGCGUGUCGAGCUGCGGGACUGGGAGGGUGGCCAAGUCUAUGCCCACUACGGGAAAUUCCAGCUGGGGAGCGAGCGGCAGCUUUACAGGCUGUCGCUGCAGGACUACAGCGGCACGGCCGGGCAGCAGAGCGGCAUGGCGCUGCAGGGCACCCGCUUCAGCACCCGCGAUGCCGACAACGACAACUGCCUCUGCAAGUGCGCCCAGAUGCUGUCGGGAGGCUGGUGGUUCGAUGCCUGCGGUCUCUCCAACCUGAACGGCAUCUACUAUCCGGCCCGGCACAACAUCCGCAAGCUCAACGGCAUCCGCUGGCACCACUUCCAGGGACCCAGCUACUCCCUGAAGGGCACCCGCAUGCUGAUACGACCCGCCAGCUUCUAGCACACCGGCGGUCGGGUCGGCACCACAACCGGUGCCAGCCUGGCACGGAGGGAGGGGUCUGGGAGAAGGGACGGUUGCGGGAGACUGAGCCCUCCCGGCCGCUGCAGGGAAGCUUUUCCCCCAGUUAUAUUUUUUUUUACUCUUGUUUAUCCCAUCUUCUGGGAGCCUGCGCAUCGUGGAGAGGGGCAGUGGCACCAUGGCCGUGCCGGAGGGACCCGUGGGCGGCGAUAAGGGGCUCUGAUGCUGCAAGAGUCGGCAUGGGGGCUCUGCUUUGCACCAGAGCCAGCCCCACUGCAGUGGGCUUCGAUAGAUGGAAACCACCCGAUCCUACCUCAGCUUCUCUCCCCAUCCUUCUGCGGGGCCUCCGGUUUUUGCCCCAGGGACGGGGGUCCGAGACCCCCCAGGACCCCCUGCACACUCAGCCGGGCUCCAAGUCAUGGCGAGGGCUUUGCCUUUUCUGUAUGUUUUAGGGCAUUGCAAAGCCCCCACCGUCCCGCUUUCCCCGUGGGAUUAGGGGAGCUGGCGGGGAUGGGGGUCCCUGUGCGUGCGAGAGGCUGGUGCCAUCCCUCCUUCCCCUCCUACCCCGGCACGGCCGUGUGGGGAGGGGGACACGGGCCAUCCCCUCCCAUGUGCAUGGCCCCCGCCACUGUCCCCAUGCACAGCAGCGCAGGCACUGCUCCUCGCAGGAUGGGGACGGGUCCCUUCAGCCCCCCGGGGUGGACAGGAGGAGCAGGGGGUGUCUUUGGCAACCCUGGGGGGACCAGCCCCAGGCUGGGAUAGCCGGCAACUUCGUGCUGGAAGAUGCUUGUUUUGGGGGGGGGGCUGCACUGGCAGGGGGCUGGCAGAGCCCUGGGACAGGCAGGAUGGG
Messenger RNA from Aquila chrysaetos chrysaetos, 2386 nucleotides. RefSeq names its product angiopoietin 4 (gene ANGPT4). Gene Ontology annotation, molecular function: receptor tyrosine kinase binding. Bases 19 to 1518 code for a protein of 499 amino acids. The record is from RefSeq and is a predicted model, not a curated record. NCBI's taxonomy places the organism in Eukaryota, Metazoa, Chordata, Aves, Accipitriformes, Accipitridae. Gene Ontology annotation, biological process: signal transduction. The transcript is spliced from 9 exons.